CGAACCCAUGUGAGUUUGUGGCUUUGGGGGAAAAAAGAAGAAGCCUGUAUUGUUUUCAUCGAUGAAUAAAUAAAUUAAGCGUUGAGAAAAAUUCUAAAUUAGAAUAUUCGCUGGCCUAAUUGCAUCGAUCCACAUCGCAGGCAGAGAAAUCGUUUGUUUUCGCUCGCCAACGAAUCCGGCAUUGUUGUUGUCACUGAUUCCAGGAGAUACGUCGUAAGGAGAUUCUUCGGCUCUGUUUUCUGAUUCGAAAUCAGGAACAAUGGGGAGCUUGGGCACGAUGCUGAGAUAUCCGGAUGAUAUAUACCCGCUCCUGAAGAUGAAACGAGCGAUCGAGCAAGCGGAGAAGCAGAUCCCGCCUGAGCCACACUGGGGUUUCUGCUAUUCGAUGCUCCACAAGGUUUCUCGAAGCUUUUCUCUCGUUAUUCAGCAACUAGGUACCGAGCUUCGCAACGCUGUGUGUGUCUUCUACUUGGUUCUUCGAGCUCUUGAUACUGUCGAGGAUGACACAAGCAUACCAACAGAUGAAAAGCUUCCCAUCCUGAAAGCAUUUCACCGGCACAUAUACGAUACUGACUGGCACUAUUCAUGUGGUACGAAAGAGUACAAGGUUUUAAUGGACCAAUUCCACCAUGUUGCUGCAGCGUUUUUGGAACUUGAAAAAGGGUAUCAAGAGGCAAUUGAGGAAAUAACUAAAAGAAUGGGUGCAGGAAUGGCCAAGUUUAUCUGCCAGGAGGUAGAAACUGUUGAUGACUACGAUGAGUACUGCCACUAUGUUGCUGGACUUGUAGGUUUAGGUCUGUCUAAACUCUUCCUUGCUUCAGGAUCGGAAGUUUUGACUCCAGACUGGGAGCAGAUUUCCAAUUCUAUGGGUUUAUUUCUUCAGAAAACAAACAUUAUCAGAGAUUAUCUUGAGGACAUUAAUGAGGUACCAAAGUCCCGCAUGUUUUGGCCUCGCAAGAUUUGGGGCAAAUAUGCUGACAAGCUCGAGGACUUAAAAUACGAGGAGAAUUCAACCAAAGCAGUGCAUUGCUUAAAUGACAUGGUCACCAAUGCAUUGAUCCAUAUUGAAGAUUGCCUCAAGUACAUGGCUGCGUUGCGUGAUCCUUCCAUAUUUCGGUUCUGUGCCAUCCCUCAGAUCAUGGCGAUUGGAACACUUGCAUUAUGCUAUAACAAUGUACAAGUAUUUAGAGGCGUUGUGAAAAUGAGGCGAGGUCUAACUGCUAAAGUCAUUGAUCGCACAAAGACAAUGGCUGAUGUCUAUGGUGCAUUCUAUGAUUUUUCUUGCAUGCUGAAAAUAAAGGUUGACAAGAACGAUCCAAAUGCCAGUAAGACACUAAACCGACUUGAAGCCGUUCAGAAAGUCUGCAGAGACACUGGAGUCCUUCAUCAGAGAAAAUCUUAUGUUAAUGACAACGGACAAUCAAAUAUCUAUAUCUUAAUGCUUGUGAUUCUACUGGCCAUAGUCUUGGCAUAUCUCAGAGCAAACUGAGUGAUUUAUAGGUUCAUUCUUAUUCACGCCACUCUCUUUUAUUAGAACCAAAUCCUUAUUCAAGAUUGUUUCCAUAACAAGAAAGUUUAAACUUGGUUUGGUCUAAACCCAUGGAUUCUAAUUUAGUUACUGCCUUUGUCUUGUACCAUUUUUUUUAAUCUGUAUUUGGAAUAAACGUCCUUUUGUUCAUCUAUCUUCUCCCUUGUUUAAAUAUUUCUUCUUCUUCUUUUUGUACUCAAUUAAAUAUUUAUUUUAUAUAAAUCGU
Molecule: messenger RNA, 1754 nt
Organism: Eutrema salsugineum
Lineage: Eukaryota; Viridiplantae; Streptophyta; Magnoliopsida; Brassicales; Brassicaceae
Product: squalene synthase 1
Exons: 14
Coding region: 260-1489 (409 amino acids)
Biological process (GO): farnesyl diphosphate metabolic process; lipid biosynthetic process
Cellular component (GO): endoplasmic reticulum membrane
Molecular function (GO): squalene synthase [NAD(P)H] activity
Source: RefSeq, a predicted model, not a curated record